Auanema sp. JU1783 is the source of this 3480-nucleotide messenger RNA. NCBI's taxonomy places the organism in Eukaryota, Metazoa, Nematoda, Chromadorea, Rhabditida, Rhabditidae. The record is from the annotation of a GenBank genome assembly.
AUGUCUCUCAAACAUAGCAGCAGUUGUGAUUUUGUAAUCGAAGGAUGGCUGAUGGUUUGCGACGGCCAGCCUAACGGCAUGCCGUUAAAGAAGUAUGGAGAAUGGCAACCUGGAUACUGUAUAAGUCGCUCUGAUGAUAAAAGUUUGAUUUGCUAUCGAUGGGAGCCGGACGAUAUCCGUUACCGACCAUCGCAAGUUCGAAUCAGACUAGACGGCUCAAGAUCCUUAUUUUCUAAUUAUUGGAACGUCGCAACUAAAGUUGCUCCUAAAAAGCCUUUAUCUGGCUAUCAUACUAUGAGUCGUUGUACGUUACGUACCCUCAGAGAAGAUGAUAUACUACAGACUGAUAUUCCUCCGUCAACAUCAAGGACACCCUUUUUCACAGUUCGGAUCAGACGCAAUACAACAAAUGACGAAGUUGAACCGUUGGAUAGACGAAGUGGGAGUAGUUGGGCAACAAAUCGUUCUCUUGCAAACUCUGCUCAUAACUUACACAUGGCUCAACGAGGGUCUUCUGGAUCCAGUACUAACCUGACUCUCACACCGAGCAGCGCUCUUCUAGGCGAGAACUCCCUACCUGAUGAAAAUUCGACUACGCCCCAGCGAUUAGCGAACUUCUUCGCGCGUCCAUUUCGCACGAAUCCUCUAAAGAGGACGAAGAGUGUCAGCAAGCUGGAAAAACAACCAACAGUUCCUGGAGAACCACAACACACGCUUAACAGAGUGGACCUUCCGCAUAUCCAAAGAUCCCAAGAAAAUUUAUUAUCUGUUGGUUAUGGUUCACGGAAUUACAGUUCACAAUCCCGUGACUUCUUACCUUCUUUACGUUCCAGUAAAUCCCAUGAAAGCCUUCUGAGUUUCACUACAGCUUCUCAUAUGAUUGAUCUCAAUGAAAAUCCUAGAUUACAUCCUGUACACCCUUCUGUCCUAUCCGUACCUAAUUGUUUCCGUGUUGCAAAUACGUAUUAUGCUUGCCGAACUCCAGCAGAACAAGCAAAAUGGAUAGAGAACUUACGAAGAACAAUGAAUCCGCGGCAAGACUUGCAGCGGAGAGUGGAAAAUUGUUUGCAGCUCUGGUUAUUGGAAGCUAAAGGGCUUGCUGCUAAGCGGAGAUAUUUCUGCGAAAUUUGCCUUGAUAAGGUAUUACAUGCUCGAACUACUGCUAAGCCAAGAACAGAUAAUGUGUUUUGGGGAGAACAUUUUGAUUUCCCCAUGCUUCCCAAAUACGAACAGCUAUGUGUCAACAUAUACAGAGAAGCUGAUCCAAAAAAGAAGAAGGACCGCUCACAGCUAAUAGGAUAUGUUAUGAUUGGCAUUGAUCAACUCACAAGCCGACAUCCGGUAGAAAGAUGGUAUACGGUAACUACUACUGGAGAUACAGGCAACCGUCUUGUUCAUGCCCUGGGCGCUAAAAAUACUCAAAUGGAUCAACCUGCUAUACGGAUAAAAGCAAGAUGGCAAUCCGUCGAAAUAUUACCUCUAAGAGCCUAUGAUGACCUAUUACAUUUUCUCACGUACAACUACUUACCCCUUUGUGCUCAAUUGGAGCCUGUUCUGUCGGUUAAAGCUAAAGAGGAUUUUGCUACAACACUUGUACGAAUUCUCCAUCGUCAGAAGCUGGCGAAAGACUUCUUAUGCGAUUUAAUCAUGUCUGAAGUUAACAUGCUAGACAACGAUCAUCUAAUGUUCCGAGGUAAUUCAUUAGCAACAAAGGCUAUGGAAGCUUACAUGAAACUGGUCUCGCAAGACUACUUGCAGAAUACGCUUGGUGGGUUGACCCAAGAUUUGUUGGCAAUGUCCGAAUCAUGCGAAGUUGAUCCUCUUAAACUCGCAUCUGUUUCUACUCCUACUCUUGAACGUAAUAGAGGUUUACUGAUGGAUUGUGUAGAAAAAGCAUGGGCUUGUAUUCUUAAUAGCACGAGCGAACUUCCACUCGAGUUGCGCGAUGUGUUCUAUACACUUCGAGAACGAUUGGAAGCACAGGGUCGUGGUAGUCUCGCAGAUACAUUGAUAUCCUCAUCAAUAUUUUUGCGUUAUCUCUGCCCUGCCAUUUUGAGUCCCAGCUUAUUCAGCCUGUGCACCGAAUAUCCAUCAAGCACGACUGCUAGAAAUCUCACGCUCAUCGCAAAAACUCUACAAAAUCUUGCUAACUUUACCAAAUUCGGAGGAAAGGAACAUUAUAUGGAGUUCAUGAAUCAGUUUGUCGAAAGAGAAUGGCAACGCAUGAAGGACUUCCUAUUGUUCAUUUCUUCCGGACCUUGUGAUGCCCCAUCUCGUUCUGAUGUUCACGUGGACCUUGGGAAAGAGCUGAGCUUGCUUACAACCUAUUUGGAAGAAUCGUGGACCCCUGAAGUGCAUGAGAAAGCUUCAUCAGACCGUCGUCUCCUCGACCUCCGCGCUGUUGUUUCAAAUUUAAAAGAACACAAAAGGCGGUCAACUGGAAUGGCGAGUUCACCUCUCACUCAUCAAGCAAGCAGUGACUACGAGAACAGCCCUCAACAGACUGUAUUACGUCCAAGAAACGAAAACGUUCCUGCUUAUCGAAGUACUCCUCCAACCGGUCAAGCUACAGUCGUAUCUCGCAACAGACCAGCAGCUCAUCUAAUGACAAGUGAUGAUUACGUCACCAGUUCUGCAUUAGUGGCUACCCCUUCCCGGCACAUAACAAGAUUGAGUGAUGAAACUGGUACAGCAAGCAGUCGUACAAGUGACAAGACUAGCAGUAGUUGCGAGGCAAGGGACACCGAUAGUGACAGCGAGAUUAGAGCUGAGAGACUCAGAAUACGGAAACCCAAAAAAAGGGUAGACGGUAGUCCUGAUACAGGAAGCCUUCCACCCUCGUCCGGGUACCAUAGUAAUAAUCAUAGCAGUAGCUAUAGUAAUUCAUCUGCAUCUUCAUCCCCAGUGGAUCACUUGGGAACUUUAUCACUAGCAAACGCAGGAUAUAGUCCUAACUCAGUAACGGAAAUGCAUCCUGGCACAUCUGGAUAUGGAAAUUCGUACAAUACGUCUCCCUUCUGUGGUUCUAGUCCGGCCUACGAGCGAGAAGAAAACUAUACAGGGUACUCAAAUCAGAUGUUUGGAGCAUCAUCGGAGAGCGAAGUUUCUCCCCGAUCUUCAGUACCACGAACCAAUCCACGAAUGUCACGUGCAUCGGCUCUUUUAAGGCCAACUGUGAUAGAUGUGAUUCCCGGUGAUGAUUGGGAUCGCCCAAACACGGUUCCAAGACGAGAUCAUCCUGCCCCUACAACCUGGAAUAAUAAUAUGUUCGAAAAACCACCCGUAAUAAGUGACCAGGAAAAAAUAAUAGAAGAUCAACGACGAGUAAUCGAAAGACUGAUACUAGAAAAUGAGGAGCUGAAGCGCCAUGUCGCAGCAGUAGGAAAAGGCGAUGAGCGUUCAAAUGGUUCUCAUGAAGAUGUUUUUGAUUCGCGGACAUCUUCUGAAAGAACGAGAAAGCCUGUUCAGUCGUGUCAGUAA